Messenger RNA from Oppiella nova, 530 nucleotides. The record is from the annotation of a GenBank genome assembly. NCBI's taxonomy places the organism in Eukaryota, Metazoa, Arthropoda, Arachnida, Sarcoptiformes, Oppiidae.
AUCUGUCUUUUAACUUUUAAUCGCAAAUAUUGGUUACAUUUUGGCGACAGAAAUGAUUGUUAAUUACAAAAUAUUCAUUACACAUUUAUAAGCACAAGUGAAGCCAUAAUUAAUAAAUUAUAAUCAAAAGACAAUUAAUGUGCGAAACAGCGCCGACAAUGUCGUCAAUUGUCAUCAAUACUACCUAUUCCGGCGAUGAAGAUCCGGAAAAGCUAACCAAACUGAUGGAGAAAUUGGAGGAAUACAUAAACAACAGGGCGUUGGACAAGAUGAGCCUCAUAUCACUGGUCAUUGCGUACGCGAUACUCAUAUUCAUCGGCACUUUGGGCAAUGGGUUGGUGUGUGUAGUGGUGGCCCGUAAGCCCAAAAUGCGGACCUCAAGGAACCUGUUUAUCAUCAAUUUGGCCAUAAGUGACCUCUUGUUGUGUUUCUUCACGAUUCCCUUCUCGUUGGUCGAGAUAUCUGUCAAGUUUUGGCCCUUUGGUAUGCCGUCCAUUCAUUGCCUGCUAUUGUUUUAUGUUAACUCAUAG